Messenger RNA from Colias croceus (clouded yellow), 832 nucleotides. RefSeq lists its product as uncharacterized. The record is from RefSeq and is a predicted model, not a curated record. The transcript has 5 exons. The coding region runs from base 79 to 792 and encodes 237 amino acids. NCBI's taxonomy places the organism in Eukaryota, Metazoa, Arthropoda, Insecta, Lepidoptera, Pieridae.
AAAGCCUUCUUGGUUGUUAUCGAAACAAACAACAUCAGGCAUCGGCCGUGAACAUACGUGUUAAGUAAUUUAUCAAAAAUGAUGGAAAUUAAAUAUUUAGUGCUUCUUCUGGCGUGUUCUACUUGCACUUAUGGAGCCUCUUUCAUAACAAAAUGUAAGGGGGGUGAUUCAAAAUGUAUGAAGGAUUCUGCUCAAGCUGCCAUCCCUAUGUUCGCUGGUGGACUACCAGAGUACGGAGUCAAGUCCCUGGACCCCCUCCUCAUCAAGAAGACUGAUGCCAGCUCGCCCAACCUGAAGCUUGUUAUUACAGACUAUACCGUUACUGGGUUGAGGAACUGCGUAAUGAAGAAAGUCAAAUAUGACAAGCCUAAGUCGAAAAUGUUUUUGAAGCUUUUAUGCACUGGUCAGCUUGAAGGGACCUAUGAAAUGAACGGACAACUGCUGAUCCUCUCGAUUCAAGGAAAUGGACCGAUCCACGUCGCACUUCGUAAAGCUGAGAUAAGUGUGGAACUUGAUAUGGCUGAAAUCGAGAAAAACGGAGCCAUGCACUGGGACAUCAAGAACUGGAAACACAGCUAUGAACUAAAGGACCGAUCUGAUGUCGUGUUUGAUAACCUUCUCAGUGGAAGUGAUGUACUCGCGCAAGCAGCCAACGACGUUAUCAAAGAAAGUGGAAACGAAAUUAUCCUCGAAGUCGGAUCUCCAGUCAUUAGAGAUGUCGUCAAAGCUGUGGUUGAGAAUAUCAACGAAUUCUUCCACCAUGUACCCCUUAGUGAACUGACCUUGGACUAAAUUAAAUUAUUGGAUAGCUAUUAAACUAAAUUAAUUGGUA